GUUUCUUUGUUACUUUUUUUCUUCUUUUUAUCCUAAUCCACAGAGUCUGGUACUCGCCCCAAACACACACACAGCCACCCUAAUCCAACCCCCAGCAACAUCAAACUUAAUUCAGCUCUACUUGCUCGCCCGAGUACACUUACCCUUCAAACUAAUACUCGUCUACUCGACAAACACCAAAAAAAAUGGCCGCUAUCCAGCUUAACUUCUCUCUCCGCACCUCUGCCAACUGCAAGACGGUCCACCUGCUCGGUUCUUGGGACAACUACAACGGUCAGCUGCCCCUUUCCAAGGACUCCAGCAAGCCCGGCGCAUGGAAGGGUGCCUUCCGCUUCCAGGGCCAGACUCUCAAGCAAGGCCAGCGCUACUGGUACUACUACAUCAUCGACGGCUACCACGUCUCGCACGACCCCGCCCGCGAGUUCACCACCGAGCCCACGACUGGCCGCAAGCUCAACAUCCUCGACAUCCCCGCGGGCCGCACCGCCACCGUUCCCGCCGCUGAGAACCGCCACUCGCGCCGCAUGUCGCAGGACGUCGUCAAGGGCCGCUCGCUCUCGCCGUCGCAGAUCAAGUCUCCCCGCCCCGUCAAGCCCAACCAGACCCGCUCCAUCGUCAACGGUGCCUACGAGCCCGCCACCGUUGAGGCGUUGACCUCGCGCUUCAGCCGCACCGCCAUCGACGAUGACGACGAGACCGACUCCGACUACGACAGCGACGCCGACUCUGACGUUCCCUCGCUCACGUCGCGUAGCUCCAACUCCUCUAGCCCGUCGUCGGUCAGCUCGUCUUCUUCCUGCUGCACCUGCGAGCGCUACGGCAUCACUCGCGCCGGCGAGCGCGUCAAGCUCGACUGUGGCGGUGCUCGCUGCAGCUACUCCGACGACUCGUCCGAGUGCUCUUCCGAGGACGAGGAGUACCACCGCGCCCGCACGACCCGCCGCCAGGGCGUCGUCAUCCGUGGCUAAGUGCUUCGCCCCCGUCAAGCUUCAGCCUCGUCGCUGUAGUGCUCACUCAACCCUAAUGAUGUCGUCACGGCCGCCUUGUUGUGCGAUAGAGACGCGUUUGAUGAUGAUGCUUACGAAUCCGUCACGACGCCUCGUCUCGUCAUGGUUCUCUUGGUCCGCGGAGACGCUGCAGCUCGUUACUUGAGCAUGCCGUCUGGACUGUAGAAACUUUUAAUACACUUCCCCUGUCCGCCUUGCCCGUUCUUACAUUGGCUAGCAACCACGGCUGCGCGAGAGUUAUUACAUUUUUUUGGUCCGU
Molecule: messenger RNA, 1266 nt
Organism: Aplosporella prunicola CBS 121167
Lineage: Eukaryota; Fungi; Ascomycota; Dothideomycetes; Botryosphaeriales; Aplosporellaceae
Exons: 2
Coding region: 186-968 (260 amino acids)
Source: RefSeq, a predicted model, not a curated record